Messenger RNA from Nakaseomyces glabratus, 1869 nucleotides. It is a transcript of the gene APC4, whose product is annotated as anaphase promoting complex subunit 4. Gene Ontology annotation, biological process: protein K11-linked ubiquitination; anaphase-promoting complex-dependent catabolic process. Gene Ontology annotation, cellular component: anaphase-promoting complex; nuclear periphery. Lineage: Eukaryota; Fungi; Ascomycota; Saccharomycetes; Saccharomycetales; Saccharomycetaceae. The record is from RefSeq and is a predicted model, not a curated record.
AUGGGUGAAGAUAUAGUUUUGGAUCGUUUUUUAAAGUACAACCCUAAAUAUGGUCUAUUUGGAAUGAAUGAGGAUAACCAUUCUCUGGUGAUUAGGAGAACAAGUGAUAAUGUUGGAAUUGUGAAGAUAAAUGUUCGGAAUAUUGUUCUUUUAUUGGAUUAUUUUUGGGAUCCUAUUGAUGGUAAAUAUUUAGCGCUGUUUCUUAAGGAUGGUAGUGUCAGGAUAUAUGACAUAUUCAAUGGUGGUAAGCUUAUCUCUUUUCUUAGAGUCCUUCCCGUGGUCUUGGGAUCCAAUAAGCCCAGUUUAGACUGUUGUUUGUGGGAUAGAAUUAUUAUACCGAAGUCAGGAUCCUCUGAAUUGAGAAUACCCAAUAACGAUCUUACAGAAAGCAUGCCGACACUAGUCAAAUUUGUGCAGGACGCAAAGCAGAUUGAUAUUAUACCUAAUAGAAGCAUCACAAAACUAUGGAGAUCAAUUGGUAACAAUGAGAAGAAGGUAGUAGAUGUUCAUCUAGGAUACAGUUGUUCUAGCGCGCAGGUAACAAUAUUGAUUAACGGUGAAUACCUGAUAGAAAAAUCAGUUAGUGAUAUUAACCAAAUACAAAAAAAAAUACCUAUCAGUCUUAAUAAGAAGGAAUUUUGUGAAGCAAUCUAUGAGAUACAUUUUGAUGAUUAUUCUAGAUUACAAAUUGACUUAACAGGUAUUUUACUGAAUGAUGAUAAAUUGGAUUUGAUAGAAACACAAAUUAAAAUGACUAAUCAUUUCGAUCUUAUUAAAGAUCAUUUCAACUUGAUAGAAAAAUCGGUGCUAGCUCCAUAUUAUGAAUUUCUGGAAAGUAUUGGUGGCAUAAAUGACUUGGAUGUACUAGAAAGAUUAUUCUUGAUCGGUGAGUUAGAUACAAAACUUGGCAAUUGGUUCAAAGAAACUAUUAAUGAAAAAAACCUAAAAAAGUGGUCUCGAUUAGGAAACGAAUUUUACUCCAAUUUUAAGCAAGUUUUGAUUAUUGUUUUUGUUCCAAUAUGUGAAAGACUGAUGGUGUUGACUAACAGAAUCAAUGGAAUGAUAAAAGGUAUCGAUUUGCAAGAAAGCCAGGAAACUUCUUUAUUGGAUAUUAGUGAAUUGCAGUCUUUCUUGAAUUUGGUACUAAAACUCUUAGCAGAAUUAAAUGAAGAUGAGACAUAUUUUAAACAGGAUUUUCUUCCUUGGCUUACAGAUAAAGUAUAUGAAAGCAUUAACAAUGAGUACAAAAGUGUAUUUUUUAAGGCAGAAUAUGGCAAUAAUAAGAGAAUUCUAAAUAUAAUAAAAUAUUUUGAGGCUACAGUAAUUGAAAUUGAUUAUUCAUUAAGAACACAUUUAAACAAACUUAAAGAUGAAAAUGAGAAAAUAAUCAAUUUAUUUCAGAAGUUUUCAAAAAGUAGCUUGAAAACAUGUUUGUCGGAAUUUGAAACCAAGUUGUUCGAACCCAAAAAGGCUGUAAAAUUACUAGCUUGUGAAAAAAUAUGCAACGAUGUUUGUAAUUAUGUGCAGGUGCUAAUGUCUAAAGAUUAUAUUCUGGAAAUAUUAUUGGUAGACGCCGUUACAGGUACUGUUUUGUUGUCGGAAAAAUAUAAUAGUAUCCAGAACCCGUUUGGUUACGAAAUAACAUUAGAUAAUAUCAUAUCAUGUACGUUAGUGGGCACCGAAAAGGUAAAUAAAGAUGAUACAUACAUGCAAGACAUUCUUGCGGGAGGAAAUUCAUUGGUUCAAGAAAAUGAUAAUAAAAUAGAGAUAUAUGCAGUGUUUGGAACAGCACUGGAUGUUGAUAUUGAGAACAUAAUUCAGGUAAAGCUUCAUCCGCCUAAAAUAUCAUUGAAAUUAAGAACCGCUUAG